CAUCAUCAACUUGUUUUCAUCCACGUUAUUUAGUACGAAGCCCGUAGUGUAAGAAGGGACACUCGGCACACCAUAGCUUGUAUUGCUUCUCAUGGCGCUGACGAAGGCCUUCGUUACCCUGCUCCUGGUUCUCGCGGUCACCUCAUGUGCGCUAGCUGAUCCCGGGAUUCAAGGCCAAGGAAAGGGCGGAAACGGAAAUGGAAACGGAAUUGGCGGCGGAAUUCUUGGCAAGUUAACCGGCGGCAACUUCACGGGCGGAUGGGGUCAGGGCGGCAUUCUCUCGGGGAUCUCCAUCCUCUUUGGCAACGGCAGCACUCCCGGCGACCUGGGGGAGAUAUUUGGGCGGAAGGGGGGGAACGGGAAGGGCAAGGGGAAUGGCAAGGGGAACGGCAAGGGGAGGGGCAGGAUGGCGAGAAGCCUCGCGGCUGUGGCGACUUCGAAUAGAGCGAACGUGAUGGGCACGGGCAACGGCAAGAGACAGGGACAGGGCAACGGGCAGGGCAUGGGGAAGGGGAAGGGGCAGAGUAACGGGUGGGGUAAGCGCGGGAAGAGCGCGGGAGGCGUGUUGGCGCAGCUGAGGGGCAGCAGUGUGGUGGAUGAUGCGAUGGCAGCCACUGGCGAUGGCAACGCCGCUGGCGUCCUCGAAAUCACCCUCCUCCAGAAUGGCACGGACUACGACGUGGCCUUCACGGCGCGCAUCUCCCUCUCUGGUCCCGGCGCGCCCACCGCACUCACUCUCAACAGCGGCACCGCCGCCACCAACGGCUCGCCUCUCCUCGACUUCUCCACCGCCACCGCCGCUGACGGCGCAUCCCCCCCUGCCUGGACCACUGUCGCCUCCCCCUCCCCUGGCAGCGGCCCCAUGGGGCGCGCGUGGGGCCGCCUGCAGCGCACGCUGGGGCGGUCUGGGCGCACGGCAGGGCUGCACACUUUCACUCUCACAGGCAUGUGGGCUGCUGCCGGCAGCACUGCUGCGGCUGACGGCGUGCAGACGGUGAAAGACGUGGCGCUGGCCGUUGUCGCACAGCCCAGUGCGUUCUAUGCUGUGGUCGCCUCGCCUGGAUUCGACUCAGGCGCCGCCAGGGGGCAGUUCCAGAAGGCGCCUAAGGGCUGGGCGUUUGGGCUGAGGAACUAAGGAGUGGAGGAGAUUGGAGGGGUGGCAGGAAGAGUGUGACGGAGGUAAAGGAGGAAGUAAGGCGUGGGCCCUCUUGAGGGCAGUUCUAAAACGCUCCCAAGGGCUGAGCGUUUGGGCUGAGGUGCGAGAAGGAGGUUAGGAGAAGGAGAAGAGAGGCGUUCCUGGCUACAUUUCUGGGGGGGAAGGAUUGCUGAGGCUGAGUUUGAGGGGACGACUGAGGAGAAGAGGGAAGCAGAGUGUCUUUUUGUUGGACCUUGUGUAGAGUCUGUUGUUAGAGGGCCUUCCCCUGACGCGUUGGGUCAGGGAGAUGGUGAGAAGGCUUCUGGAAUAUGCUUGCAGGGGAGGCGCUCCAACAACAGGUCUCUUUAGGUUGUCUUUAGUUGAUAUGUGUAGACAGGUGUUUCGUCUUGUAUUGCAGUGCUGUACUUUAGGAACAGGAAAUAUAAGUAACACAAACAC
Molecule: messenger RNA, 1594 nt
Organism: Closterium sp. NIES-67
Lineage: Eukaryota; Viridiplantae; Streptophyta; Zygnematophyceae; Desmidiales; Closteriaceae
Source: the annotation of a GenBank genome assembly